GUGCGAUCACGUCGUGGCCGUGGAAAUGCCGGAGAACGACGAUCGAACACGCGACCAACCGGUCGACAGGCUUCCGCGAUACAUCCUGCUGCUGCUGGCCACCCUUUCCGCGUUUUCGAUCGGCACGUAUCUCGCAUGGGGCUCGUCAGCGUUGCCGAUUCUAAAUAAAAUUGACCGGUUGGCGGUGACCGAACAGGAAUCGUCCUGGAUCUGCGCCUCGGUGCCCUUAGGCGCCAUAGUUGGCAGCCUGCCAGCGAGGAUAAUCGCGGACAAGAUCGGUCGGAAGAAGAGCAUUCUGCUAAACAGCCUGGUGUUAUCGUUAUGCUGGUUCGUUAUCGGGUUUGCACGGAGCAAACUAUGGAUAUUUCUGUCUCGCGUCGUGGCCGGUGCAGCUUGCGGUGCGUCCUCCAUCGUGGUUCCUAUAUAUAUUUCCGAAAUUGCGGACGAUAGCAUCAGGGAAUCCCUGUGGACGAUUUUUCAGUUCCAGAUCGCUCUGGGGGUUCUGUUCGCGUACGUAACAGGUUUCAGCGACAGUUUUCUCGUGAUCGCCCUUCUAUGUGCUUUGGUACCCGGAGUUCUGUCGAUCGCGACCUACCCGAUCCCUGAAUCCCCGGUUUGGUUGACCUCGAAGGGUCGUCGAAGAGAGGCUGACGAGAUCGCGAAACGUUUCGGUGGUGGACAAUGUCUGGACAAAGAAGACACCUGGAGAACAGGGACCGUUUUGGAGCUGAGAAACCACGCGUGGGCUACGAUCAUAGCUCUGGGUUUGAUGAUUUUCCAGCAGCUGUCAGGAGUUAACGCCCUCGUGUUCUACGCGACGACGAUAUUCGAGCACGUGGGGUUCCCUUUGAGCUGGACAAUUUCUGCCUUUAUCGUGGGAUUGACAUACGUGAUCGCUACGCUGCUUUCGACGACCAUCGUCGAUCGUAUGGGGAGGAAACUUUCACUGUUUUUUGGCAUGACCACCAUGGCCAUCUGCAUGUUCGUCUUAUCUGGAUAUUUCCGUCUUCAAAAAACUCACGACGUAUCGAGCUUCAGCUGGCUACCUUUUCUCUCUCUCGCGAUCUUCUUCGCCGGCUACAGCGUCGGUUGCGGAUCGAUACCUUGGAUCAUCGUGGACAAGAUUUUCCCAAACGACGUCAAAUGGACGGCCAUUUCCGCGAGCGUGACUUGCAACUGGAUAUCGGCGACUAUCGCGACGAAAUGUUACCACGACAUGGUGGUUUUCAUGGGAAUGUCCUCGACGUUUGCCACUUUCGGAAUGGUCAGCCUGAUCGGUAUCUUGUUCGUCGCCAUUUUCGUACCGGAAACCGAGGGGAAAACCAUCGAAGAGCUACAGAACGAGCUGCACGAUUGCCAUCGGCAUCGCGUAACCUGUAUUUAGAGCUCGUCGUUUGAUCUUAGAAAAUAAUUAAAUUAAUAACAAUCGAAGCAACUCGAAUUUUUUAAUUAAAAAAGUUUAUACUGCAACGGAGUUGUAACAUUGUAAAUGAAAAGUAAUUGUUGUAAUAUAUUACUCCAAGCCGAAGUUAAAUGAUAAUUUGAUAACAUUGAGGGUAGUGCUUGAAUCGAUCAAUAAGGGAGCUAAAUUAACGUAAAGUUUACGAUACCGGCAAAGCCACGGGGAAGAUAUUAUGUUUCAGACCUGAAUUAUGUUUCGAGAAAGCUUGGAAGCCGUGGGAACUUCCGUGGCUUAAAGGUUUCUGUAAAUUAUUGCGGUAGAAUGUCGGUUUAUUUCCAACCGAACGUAAUUGGGUUCUGACUGCAUUCGAAAAUUUAAUUAGACUAUCUCACCCAAAGCUGCUUGUACCUGCAACGGGGAAUUGUUGCAACUGGCUUCCGGGUAUAAUUGACUAAUUGGAUUUUGAGUAAACGAGCCCUGAUGUUAAUUAUUGCAGAAAGUAUUGUAGAAUCAAGUAACCGAACUCGAUGAAAAAAUACGAAACUAUUUAAAACAAUGCAAAUUCAUACCCUGGAACUGAAUAAAUUUCCCAACAAAUACACGCUGCUCAAAGAAUAUUUACAGGAAUAUAACGUAACAGUAUAAGUUUAGUAGACCCAAAAAUUCGAAAGAAAUGAACUUGGGUCCAUUCACUAAAAAUCUUUUGGUAAUUAAAAUUAUUUAUCACUCAAUAA
This is a messenger RNA of Colletes gigas, 2136 nucleotides long. Its product is annotated as facilitated trehalose transporter Tret1-like. Gene Ontology annotation, cellular component: membrane. The transcript is spliced from 6 exons. NCBI's taxonomy places the organism in Eukaryota, Metazoa, Arthropoda, Insecta, Hymenoptera, Colletidae. The record is from RefSeq and is a predicted model, not a curated record. Bases 26 to 1384 code for a protein of 452 amino acids. Gene Ontology annotation, molecular function: transmembrane transporter activity. Gene Ontology annotation, biological process: transmembrane transport.